CAGGAGCGGCCGUAGCCGCGCGAGGGGCGGGGAGAGCGAGCGGCGAGCGGCGGCGGGGCGGCGGCGGGGCGGAGGGCGCCCGAGGGCGAGCGGGCAGGCGGGCGGGCACGGCGGGUUCCGGGCCGGCCCAGGGGCGGUCGGUUGGCCGGGCGCGCGGAGCCUCGCCGGGGCCUCGCCGGAGCCGGGACGGGCAGCAGGGCCGCCGCCGCCGCCGCCCGGGGCCGCCGCCCGCGCCCCCCACGCUGGCCCAGCGGGCCGCGGCCGCGCCGCCGCGGAGGAUGUCCCGGAAGGGGCCGCGCGCGGAGGUGUGUGCGGACUGCAGCGCCCCCGACCCCGGCUGGGCCUCCAUCAGCAGGGGGGUGCUGGUGUGUGACGAGUGCUGCAGCGUGCACCGGAGCCUGGGACGCCACAUCUCCAUCGUCAAGCACCUUCGCCACAGCGCCUGGCCCCCCACGCUGCUGCAGAUGGUGCACACGCUCGCCAGCAACGGGGCCAACUCCAUCUGGGAGCACUCCCUGCUGGACCCCGCACAGGUGCAGAGCGGCCGACGCAAAGCCAACCCCCAGGACAAAGUCCACCCCAUCAAGUCCGAGUUCAUCAGGGCCAAGUACCAGAUGCUGGCAUUUGUGCACAAGCUUCCCUGCCGGGAUGACGACGGGGUCACCGCCAAAGACCUCAGCAAGCAACUGCAUUCAAGCGUGCGGACAGGCAACUUGGAGACGUGUCUGCGCCUGCUGUCCCUGGGUGCCCAGGCCAACUUCUUCCACCCGGAGAAGGGCACCACGCCUCUGCACGUGGCUGCCAAGGCCGGGCAGACGCUGCAGGCCGAGCUGCUUGUCGUGUACGGGGCCGAUCCCGGCUCUCCCGACGUCAACGGCCGGACGCCCAUCGACUAUGCCAGGCAGGCGGGGCACCAUGAGCUGGCAGAGAGGCUAGUCGAGUGCCAGUAUGAGCUCACUGACCGGUUGGCCUUCUACCUCUGCGGACGAAAGCCUGAUCACAAGAAUGGGCAUUAUAUCAUCCCACAGAUGGCCGACAGAUCCCGGCAAAAGUGCAUGUCUCAGAGCCUGGACCUGUCUGAGUUGGCCAAAGCUGCCAAGAAGAAGCUGCAGGCGCUCAGCAACCGGCUUUUUGAGGAACUCGCCAUGGACGUGUACGAUGAGGUGGAUCGAAGAGAAAAUGACGCUGUGUGGCUGGCUACCCAGAACCACAGCACCCUGGUGACAGAGCGCAGUGCCCUGCCCUUCCUGCCCGUGAACCCCGAGUACUCGGCCACCCGGAACCAGGGGCGGCAGAAGCUGGCCCGCUUUAACGCCCGGGAGUUUGCCACCUUGAUCAUCGACAUCCUCAGCGAGGCCAAGCGGAGACAGCAGGGCAAGAGCCUGAGCAGCCCCACAGACAACCUCGAGCUGUCUGUGCGGAGCCAGAGCGACCUCGACGACCAGCACGACUACGACAGCGUGGCCUCGGACGAGGACACCGACCAGGAGCCUCUGCGCAGCGCCGGCGCCACGCGGAACAACCGGGCUCGGAGCAUGGACUCCUCAGACCUGUCUGACGGGGCGGUGACGCUGCAGGAGUACCUGGAGCUCAAGAAGGCCCUGGCCACCUCCGAGGCGAAGGUGCAGCAGCUCCUGAAGGUCAACAGCAGCCUGAGCGACGAGCUCCGGAGGCUGCAGAGGGAGAUCCACAAGCUGCAGGCGGAGAACCUGCAGAUCCGGCAGCCGCCGGGGCCGGGGCCCACGCCGCCCCUCCCCAGCCAGCGGGCAGAACACGCGUCCGCGGGGCCUGGCGGCAGCGCCCACCGCAGGGACCGCCAGGCCUUCUCCAUGUACGAGCCGGGCUCGGCCCUGAAGCCCUUCGGGGGCCCGCCCGGGGACGAGCUGGCCCCCCGGCUGCAGCCUUUCCACAGCACGGAGCUGGAGGAUGACGCCAUCUACUCGGUGCACGUCCCGGCCAGCCUCUACCGGAUCCGGAAGGGGGUUUCAGCCUCAGCCGUGCCCUUCACUCCCCCCUCCCCACUGCUGUCCUGCUCCCAGGAAGGAAGCCGCCACGCGAGCAAACUCUCCCGCCACGGCAGCGGCGCCGACAGCGACUACGAAAACACGCAGAGCGGGGACGCCCUGCUCGGGCUGGAGGGGAAGCGGUUUCUGGAGCUGGGCAAGGAGGAGGACUUCCACCCCGAGCUGAGCCUGGACGGAGAGCUGGACCCCGGGCUGCCCAGCACGGAGGACGUCAUCCUGAAGACGGAGCAGGUCACCAAGAACAUCCAGGAGUUGUUGCGGGCCGCCCAGGAGUUCAAGCACGACAGCUUUGUGCCCUGUUCAGAGAAGAUCCAUUUGGCUGUGACUGAGAUGGCCUCUCUCUUCCCAAAGAGACCCGCCCUGGAGCCCGUGCGCAGCUCGCUGCGGCUGCUCAACGCCAGCGCCUACCGGCUGCAGAGCGAGUGCCGGAAGACGGUGCCCCCGGAGCCGGGCGCCCCGGUGGACUUCCAGCUGCUCACUCAGCAGGUGAUCCAGUGCGCCUACGACAUCGCCAAGGCCGCCAAGCAGCUGGUCACCAUCACCACCCGGGAGAAGAAGCAGUGACCACUCUCCCGCACCCUCACCCACACCCUGGGACCUCACUGGCCAUGGAGAGGGGCCACUCCAGACACUACACCCACCCCGACAGCCGCUGGCGCCAAGUGCCCUUAGUGCUGCCACUCUCCCUGGCAGCCCGGCACCCUGGUGCCCGCCCCCUCCCGCCCCCAGGAUGGGGGGGAUGGCAGGGGCUCCUGUCCCCCACAUUCCAGGCACCUCCCCUGUACAUAGCGUCCCCCCCAGCGUGCAGGGGCCGAAAGGCGCCACUCCCAGCCCCAUGCCCUCCAGAGCCCCCUCAGCAAAGGGCCUGGUGGGGACACUCCAAGCGGGGCGCUUCCCCUUACAUGCAUCCCACCCCCAUGAGCCAGUUCAGCCCUCUUGGGGCUGAGUGGGGGCACCCCUCCUUUGUACAUAACCUCGUGGAUGUCCCCAUCCUGUAGCCACCAGCCCCCAUGCUGCUCUCCUUCCAUGCCAAACGGCCCCAACCUGUGCCCGGGGUCCCCAGCAGCAAACACUGGAAAACCUUUUUUCUUUUCUCUCUCCCCACCCUUAAUUUUAACAUCGUGGUAACUAAGUGUGAGUGCAUGGGGCGGCGGUGCCGUUCCAGAGGCCUGGUCCGCUUGGACUUUGUGAGGGUGAGGGGGCCAGAGCAGCAGGGUCAGUGUGGGCGUCAGCCCCCCUCACCCAUCCUGGGGCCAGGGACUGCCCAUUGCCUCCCUCAUCACUCCCACCACUGUACCCCUUCUCUAUAAACUUAAACGAAAACCACUCCCCUCCGUCUGCCCUUCCCCUCCCUGUGGAGGGGGGUGUGCUGGCUGGGGCAGAGCACUGAGCACUGAGCCUGGGGCUGGCUCCCUGGGGUCCCUGACUCAGCCGAGAGCCCCCCUAUAACCUCUGAGAGGCUAGCACCUGUGCCUGCGGCGUCCGGGCACCUGGAGCCCGGGCUGCAGCUGGGAAGGCUGGAGGCAGAUGGCAGCGCCCACCAGCUCUUCUCCCCUCCUGCCUCUGCCCAGGGGCCAGGCUCUACCUGUAUGGUGGUGGGUGGGCUGCUGUCAAGCUGUGUAUCCUGUACAUUUGUAUCAAAAAUAAAUAAGUGACCAUG
Molecule: messenger RNA, 3684 nt
Organism: Pipistrellus kuhlii (Kuhl's pipistrelle)
Lineage: Eukaryota; Metazoa; Chordata; Mammalia; Chiroptera; Vespertilionidae
Gene: GIT1
Product: GIT ArfGAP 1
Exons: 21
Coding region: 279-2588 (769 amino acids)
Biological process (GO): brain development; regulation of ARF protein signal transduction
Molecular function (GO): GTPase activator activity; protein binding
Source: RefSeq, a predicted model, not a curated record